Coprinopsis cinerea okayama7#130 is the source of this 747-nucleotide messenger RNA. RefSeq lists its product as hypothetical. Lineage: Eukaryota; Fungi; Basidiomycota; Agaricomycetes; Agaricales; Psathyrellaceae. Bases 1 to 747 code for a protein of 248 amino acids. The record is from RefSeq and is a predicted model, not a curated record. The transcript has 2 exons.
AUGGCCAACGGCACCAGCGUCAACCUGCACAAUUUGAAUCUCGGUAGGGCUGGUAAUCAGCCCCCUCUCCCCCCACCCCCCACCCCCCCUUGCGGCACAAAACGGAUAUGGUACUGGCCAGCCCCCACUGCAACCGCAGCAGCAACACCAACAGCCUGCGGGGGAGCGGUCCCACCCAAGGUGGACGAAGCCUUUAGGCUCGGCAACUAUGUUCCCUACACCAGUCUCACCAAGGCUGCGAGGCACAAAGCCUUGUUCGAGAAGUCCAACGCCCUCAAGCUCGACACCGUCAACGGCUCCCUGGUGGUCGACGACACUUUGGAUCGGGGCAAGGAACGUUUCAUCUCACUCCAGGACUGGAGCGUCGCUGCUGGAGUUGCAGAGGAGCGUACCAGGAUGGCAUUCCUCGGGCAGGGCGGAGUGUCUGGUCAAGCACCACACGGUUGUUGGGGUACGCGUGGUCGGUUGUCCAGGAGCACGACAUCCGUCAGCGGGAGUUAUGGGCCAGGGUUCGACCUUCUCUUGACUCUGUCAACGCCGGUGUCUCAGCCGAUGAUUUUCCUACGGCGUGGGGUGGCUUCGAAGAGACUCAUUCUUUCCCUCCCGCCGGGUUGUGUCGCGGCAGCGUCCGACGUGUCGGCUGCCUACCGCAUCACGCCAGUUCGUCCCGACCAGCAGAACUGUCUGUGUGUGUUUUGGGACGGAUAUGUGUACGUGGAUCGCGCGUCGCGGCUGGUUCUCGCAUAG